This is a messenger RNA of Entelurus aequoreus (snake pipefish), 1093 nucleotides long. RefSeq names its product zinc finger BED domain-containing protein 4-like. The record is from RefSeq and is a predicted model, not a curated record. The transcript is spliced from 2 exons. Lineage: Eukaryota; Metazoa; Chordata; Actinopteri; Syngnathiformes; Syngnathidae. Bases 5 to 991 code for a protein of 328 amino acids.
UGCUAUGGCAAAGAAAAAGCGCUUGCAGUGUUUUGCACACACUCUUCAGCUGGUGGUGGGAGAUGGUUUGAAAGAAACAAAAGUGGUAUCUCCUUCUCUUUCGAAGUUAUCUAAACUCAGCUCACUGCUGCACACAAGCACAACAUUCAAAGAUGUGUUUGAUGCUGAAUUUGGGGAACAGAAAGGCAUCCCUGCUGCAGUCAACACAAGAUGGAACUCAACACUGAGGCAAGCGAAGGCUGUUCUCCAGUGCAAUCAUGUAAGGCUCUGUGCUGUUCUAGAAAAGGCUGGGCACAGGGAGUUGUCAUUCACAGCACGGGAGUGGAAUCUGUUGAAAGAUUUGGUGGACAUCUUGAAGCCAUUUGGAGAAGCAACUGAUUUGACACAGGGGGAGAAGGUCAUCACAAUCAGUGCUGUUGUUCCAUCCAUCUUGUCCCUCAACCACCACCUUGAGAAACUGAAGCCUCAGGUCUGUUUUCUGAGCGGCCUGGUCAGAAGUCUCCAGACAUCCCUGAACAAAAGAUUUCUUGGAAUCUUCAUCAAUGUGAAAAUGGCCAGGACACAAGAUGGGAUCACUGCUCCCUUUUCAGAUCCAGUCUACCUCAAAGCAGCUGUCUUGGAUCCAGCCUUUUCUCUGUUGUGGGUGGAGCCCCAUGUGCUGGUCAGUCGUGACGUCAAGGCAGAGGUGGCACAACAGGUUAAAGAAUUGAUCCUGCAAGAUGCUGCAGAGACUGAGCAACCUGCGCCUCUUGUUGAUGAAAAAGAGCAAGGGGACCUUGGAGAAGGAGAAGGGCUGUUUGCUGCUUACCACAAGAGACAGAAGAAGGAUGUUGGGACUACUCCAGCACUACAGCUAAGUCACUACCUUGACAUAGCUGAAGGACAGAAUGCCCUUUUGUUCUGGGCAUUGAACAUGAAGACUCUUCCUUCACUGUUCCGAGUGGCCAUGAGAGUCUUGGCAGUGCCUGCCUCCAGUGCUCCAGUGGAGUGAGUUUUCAGCCAUGGUGGCAUCAUACUACGCCCCCAUCGUGCACAAAUGACUGACAGACUCUUGGCUAAUUUGGUCUUUUGCAAAUGCAAUGCAGCAUAUGGC